AUUGUGAAAGUGCCUAGAGACGAAGACGCUGCUGCUAGCUACUGCUGCUAUGCUAGCGGUAUACCUAUGCUAGCUUGCUGAGCCGUGUUACCCAAACUGGAAGAAAAAUCACUCAAUUCUCUUCGAAUGAAAAAAUGGCUGAUGGAAGCAAACAUGGGAAAGACUUGGCUGAUUAUCUUGGGAGACACAGAAGACAACAGAAAUUAAGACAUGCAUCUCCUCAGAAGAGUGCUCAAGGAUCAAAAGAUGCAAAUGAGAUGCCUCCUCUUGAAAAACUACAACUCCAAGACAGAAAACCUUCCUCCUCCUCCUCCUCCCCAUCAAGAGGAGGAACAAGGAGACCUGUGACUGAUUCAUCUUCUCAAUCUUCAGUCAAGAGGGGCGCGUCUGCCCCAGUCCCAGUUGGAGGGAGGGGCAGGGGGCAAGUAGGAAGACUUGGCGGCAAACCCAAUGUACAGCCAGUCAGGAAUUUCAAAAGGAAGGCUACUAUGGAUGACCUGCCAACAGAAGUUAUAUUACACAUAUUCAGCUUCCUCCCACCAAGUGACCUCUUGACCUGUGUAUGUGUCAAUCGACAGUGGAUGGAGUUUGCUAGUGAUAAUGUACUUUGGCAGCCACUCUAUCAACGCUAUGCAACUCGGCCAUCGGGCAAGGCAUCAUCAACAACAAAGACCAAACCCAAUCCUGUGUAUUCACUGCAUGCUGACAGCAAGUGGAAGAAAGCUUGCAUGAAAGAAUGCAUCGAGAAAAGGAAUACACGGAUCUCAAAUAUACUCAAGAAAAAACACCCGUUCUCCUUACUCCCUGCAAACACAGAGAUAGCCAUUAAAAAGCUUGGUAUCCGAUGGCAGCUGGUCUUGACGGACUCCAACAAGACCGAAUACUGCUUCAACCAUUCCGAUGCAUUCCACUUCCCCACGUCAUCCUCUGUAAGAUGGUACAGCCUUGACCCUCCUCCCGUGACCUCGCUCAGAUGCCUGGCCAUCUACGCACAGGCACCGAUAUUCUUCAACAAAGAUGGGUUGGCAGCUGAUAAUAGUCCGUGUCAACGUGCUCUACUUCUAGAGCAAAGAAUCAAACCAAGUGACCUAACCAAAAAGCCGACCAUUAAGAGUGAUGCUGUCAAUGUGUGUACUAUGGAUGGUGGGAUCAUAUUAGCUACAUGGAAGGAAGGAGGAGAGAUUGCCUUUGUUUCUCUAUGUCUUCACCAUCAUGGUAUCGUACAACGGGCGGUCUAUGGAACCUCAGAUAGAAUGUACAUCCCUCCAGCUAUCAAACCUAGGCCUGAUGACAUAGAUUCUGAGUAUGGCUUACAUGAUUAUACCUGUAUCAUGGAAUUAAGAAACCAGAGGAAUUCUUUCUGGAGUCAACAGUUCUUGAGGCUACAUGCAAAUAAACAAGAACAAGUUGAUGGCUUCAUCAGAUUUAGCCCUGUGAGAGCGGAUGUUGUGACCGAUCAUUCGUAUACCACCAAGAAGAUACAGUUCCCAUGGAAAACAGAUGUAUUCAAAGGAAUUAUAAAGGAUUUUGCUGUUCUUGAUUGUACAAUCUUUGAUGAAUUUCAGCAACCCAUGUGGUGUAUAAGUUCCCCUGUCGUCAUAUUGCCUGAUGAAAAUGCACCAGUUACUAUGGAUUAUGAGGGUGAACCAUAUAUAAUCAGUCAUUCAGCCCAUAAGGGUCAAAUUGAGAUCCGUAUGUUCUGGAUCCCUGAUCGUGAGCAGCACAUCGUAGUAGCUGUCAACAUUGAUAUGUCUGUCAAGACAAUCAAUGAUUGGUUUGGAACUCGGUACUGACAGCAUUCUACUGCAGUACUCCGCCCUGGUACUCCUCCUUUGGGAUACAUCCGGGCACAUUCUAGGUCUGUCCAGCCUUGUCUGCACGACUGUGCCAGAGCCAGCCAGAGUGCAUCCACAAAUUGCUCAGAUACCAGAUUCACACAACGUCAUGUUGUCAGCUGGUCUACACUUGUGUCUACUUAUCAUGUGGUCUCACCCCGGAUGGCCUGAUCCUAUUGUGUGAAACUGUGUAUACGGCAAAGUCAUGGACAGGACUUAAAUCUCAGGGAAAUGCCCACCUUGACGGGAUCAAACUCCUUCAAGAAGGGCAUGAUGGGUGUCAGUAGCCCCUCCACACUCUCCGCCUCCAGAGCAGUCCUGAGGAAACAUGCCUAGAAGAGGCACCCCCUGGAUGGCAACUCAUACAGUAUCCAAGAAAAGUGGGUAUAUAUAUCCCAUAAAAACAUUUGAAACCUCUUGGAAUUACAUCACACACACACAGUGCUUUAUUGGGCUUUAUUGUUAAUACUGGCCAUUGUUUGAUAUGAGUAGAGGCUCAAAAUGAUAUCCAACAGAUCAAUUUCAGAAUUACUAUGGAUACUUAAGGAAAUGAUUGUGACAAGAGUGAGUACACCUUGUGUUACAUGUAUAUCUCCAUUGAAAUUUGAUCAAAUCAGGAGUAUAGUUUGUGUCAUCACUAACAUAUCUGACAUGGCAGUAACAUUCUAGGCAGAAAAUAUGGGUGUUCCAUGAAAGCAAAUGCUCAUCUGACAAGUUGACUGGGAGAGAUACUUGGUUUCAAUGAUGCCUUCUUACACACCUCAAGCACACCGCUUGUUAUGAAUACAACAUGGCCAUCCUAGAUGUCACCAACAAGGGGUGAAAUGAAAUUCAAAGAAUUCCAGGAUACAAAAUAAGGUUGCACCUCACCAGCAAAAAAUGCCAACAUACUGGAUAUUUAUGCUUGGAAUAUACAAAUGACCAGGUGGGUGUUUCAUAAAGCUGUUCGUAAAGUUGCGAAUGACUUUACGCACGACUGGAAUAUGUUCUUAGGUCAUAAAUCAAUUACAUAGGGAUAUCACAUACCACAAGAAAGGAUCACCAGUCGUGCCUAAAGUCAUUUGUAUCUCAUGAACAGCUUUAUGAAACACCCACCAGGACAGGUCCUGAUAUGAUCAUAUCUCAUUGCCAAUACAACACAGGAUGUAAUGUACUCACUAUCAUUGCUACCAUUUUGUCACAUAUCGUCGAUACAUUUUAUGGUAUUUAGAAUGUGAAUUAAUUGAUACUUCGUGCCUCUUUUGAUAUUUACAUCAUGUCCAUUCUUCAUUUUCUAUGAAGCUUGCAAUUUAAAACCAGCGAUGUGAAGAGGUACAUUGAUAUGUAACAUUUUUUGCAUGAGUUGUACUCACUUUUGUUGGAUACUGUGACAUCGGCUGGAAAUAAUGAUAAUAAUAAUAAUAGCUAGUUUUUAUAAAGAUUUUCUAAUAUUCGGCUCAAAGUGCUUUCCAGCAUAUUAUUACUCUUAUUGAUAAAGAGUUAUGCAAUAUUUAUUGUAUUCAUGAACAGAGAGAGAAUAUUUAUUGUAUUCAUGAACAGAGAGAGAGAAUCCAAUGAAUGGAGUGCAAUAAAUUUGGUAUUUAUUUCAGUUAAAUCAAAAGAACCGAGAUUGAUAUAGUAUUUGUUUUAUAGGGAUACUCCAAGCUGGAAAUAAUGAAAGUAUAGUAUAUUAAUGUGCACUAUUUCAGUUAUUCUAUGAAUGGGGGGGGGGGGGCUUAUGUGGUAUCUUCUUAGAUCUUCUCUUUUGACCAUGCAAUCAUGAAAAAAAACAGCAUACACAUCACCCACAACGUAAUUGGUUGAAAUUUAUCAUAAUGUAUACAUAAAAUCGGAAUCUGGCUGUAAAUGUUUAGAUAUCAAUCCAUUUUGUUGUGGAAUGUCACUUACGAUUCUAAAUUUAGUUUGAAAUUGGCAGUAUUAAAAUCUUGUGCGUUUCAUGGUUUUUAAAGCGUUUUUUUUCAUUGACAAUUUUUUGGUUUUUAUUAAUUUUCAGUGGAUAUUAUGUCUUCAGAUCUGCGUCUUUAUUAUUAAUGGCAGUAUUUCAAUUUCAAGUGAUACUCAUUUGUUAACCAAUUAGGAUGAAAAUAAUGGUACAUCUAUAAAUUUUGGAUAGAUUUAGAAUUAUUAUGGGAAUUCUAUCUCUCAUUUCCCCUUCCUUUUCUGUCUUCUGUCCCUUCUAUUUCCCUCUCCUUUUAUUAUACAUCUCACUUUUCAUUUGAAAAAAAAUUGUUUUGACAAUGUGCAAGAUAUUCAAAGAACGAUCUAGACUCGACAUAUGCAAAUGCGUUUUUAGUAAUAGGGUAGUGAAUGACCGUCUGGAAUAGCCUCCCCCAAGAAGUUAUUGACUCAGGCUCCAUCGAUGUAUUUAAAUUAAGACUUUAAGUUUUGGUGGUCUGAGCGUUUCAAUCUCCAAUGAUCAAAACCGUCUCUACCCUCCACGUGUGCAAGUUUUUGCUCUUGUAUAAUAACACAUUGCAUGGAGAUGGAGGACUGUAAUUUCAGAUGAAGAGAUCGAGGUCAACAGGAUUACCUCACCUCGUAACAGUGGGAUGGUGUCUCGUAUCAUUCUGAACACUUGUAAGAAGUUGGGCAAUUCCAUAGGUUGGUGGACAUGAGCUCAAUGUGUCUUUGUACAUAUAGCCCAUCUGAACCGUAACGUGAGUAACCACUUUAUCUGCACCCCUUGUAAAAACCAUGUGUUCUUUAUUUUUUUAAUUAUAUACAAAUUUGUCUCCCUAAUAUACUUCUUUGAAAUGGAUAUAAUCAACUUUCAUAAAAGCCUUGCAUGAGGACACUUUUCACUUAUGUCCACUUUUCAUUUUAUGCAUGUCCAAAUCAUGUAACAUGAGUAACCGACACAUUUCAAAGAUUUGCCAGGAGCAUAACGAAAUUUCCCAAGUUUUGUUUUCAUACAAAGGAUAGUCAGACUGCGUACUAUGUUGUGAUAAAGAGAUGUUUAGUUCCUAUCAAUAAUAAUGGAGUUACAGCUCCAAGUAUGAGUCAAGGUGUCUCCAAAUGUAACGUGAGUAACCGUGGAAUAGCCCAGUUGCUUUUCUUCAUUGUGCUAUGUAUAAGUUCUUAAGGGUACUUCUAAUAUUACGCUAAAUAUCAGAAUACUGGUUUAAGAGACAAAACAAAUGGAUACAAUAUCCUUGGAAAUAGGUUUAGUCUUAAAGUUCCAAUUUAAUUUUUUAUAAAUAGCACAGAUCCUGUCACUGACAUAGAACUUGCAGAGUAAACCUGCAAAUCAUAGAAAAUAAUGAAUACCAUCAAAUUUAGAACCGUAGAAUCAAAGUCACAUUUUGUCCAUGGAUUGAAGAAAUUUGAAAACUUUUUGGAAAAUAUCAAUUAUUGCCAUUUAAAGAUCCACCACAACAAAAUGUUGAGUUGAUUAAAAACAAAUAAAAAAAUCAGAUGUACAAGUAAAAAGUCAUGACAUUUGUUAUUAUUGGUAGCAGGCAAAUGAAGAAAUUUUGAUGUCAAACACUAUCUUUUGUAUACAUGUAUGUCAUAACAAAAAUAAUUGAUAUCCCAUAAAUUUCCCUUAAUACAGAUAUGUUCUUGUUCUAUCAAUAAAAACAAACAGUACUACUC
This is a messenger RNA of Lytechinus pictus (painted urchin), 5429 nucleotides long. RefSeq names its product F-box only protein 15-like. The record is from RefSeq and is a predicted model, not a curated record. Gene Ontology annotation, cellular component: SCF ubiquitin ligase complex. Gene Ontology annotation, molecular function: protein binding. Lineage: Eukaryota; Metazoa; Echinodermata; Echinoidea; Temnopleuroida; Toxopneustidae. The transcript is spliced from 17 exons. Bases 135 to 1793 code for a protein of 552 amino acids.